Molecule: messenger RNA, 3410 nt
Organism: Xiphophorus couchianus (Monterrey platyfish)
Lineage: Eukaryota; Metazoa; Chordata; Actinopteri; Cyprinodontiformes; Poeciliidae
Product: cullin-5
Exons: 19
Coding region: 84-2462 (792 amino acids)
Biological process (GO): ubiquitin-dependent protein catabolic process
Cellular component (GO): cullin-RING ubiquitin ligase complex
Molecular function (GO): ubiquitin protein ligase binding
Source: RefSeq, a predicted model, not a curated record
GUUUAUUUCGGUGAGCUGGGUUACCAUUACCUAAUCCCGAUACCUGUCUCGCGAGAAUCUGCGAGGUGAUAAGUUGGAGAAACAUGGCGACGCCUAAUUUGUUAAAGAACAAGGGGUCCCUGCAGUUUGAGGACAAGUGGGACCUGAUGCGGCCCAUCGUUCUCAAGCUGCUAAGACAAGAGGCUGUCACCAAGCAACAGUGGUUCGACUUAUUCUCUGACGUCCAUGCUGUCUGUUUAUGGGACGAUAAAGGUCCUGCUAAAAUCCACCAAGCCCUCAAAGAAGACAUCCUCGACUUCAUCAAACAAGCACAAACCGAAGUAUAUUUUCCUCUGUAUCUGUUGCCAUGGCAGCGCGUGCUGAGCCACCAAGACGACACGGCGCUGCUGAAGGCGUACAUCGUGGAGUGGAGGAAGUUCUUUACUCAGUGCGACAUCCUGCCCAAACCGUUCUGUCAGCUAGAGAUCACGCUGAUGGGGAAGCAGGGCAGCAACAAGAAAACAAACAUGGAGGACAGCAUCGUACGCAAGCUGAUGCUGGACACGUGGAACGAGUCGAUAUUUUCCAACAUUAAGAGCCGCCUGCAGGACAGCGCGAUGAAGCUGGUGCACGCAGAGAGGCUGGGCGAGGCCUUCGACUCGCAGCUCGUUAUCGGCGUCCGGGAAUCAUACGUCAACCUGUGCUCCAACCCGGAGGACAAGCUGCAGAUCUACAGGGAUAACUUUGAGAAAGCCUACCUGGACUCCACUGAGAGGUUCUACAGAACACAGGCACCGUCCUACCUGCAGCAAAACGGUGUCCAAAACUACAUGAAAUAUGCUGAUGCAAAACUCAGAGAGGAGGAGAAGAGAGCGCUUCGAUAUCUAGAGACACGACGUGAAUGUAAUUCUGUUCAGGCACUUAUGGAGUGUUGCGUUAACGCUUUGGUGACUUCGUUCAAGGAGACCAUCCUAGCCGAAUGUCCAGGAAUGAUUAAACGCAACGAGACGGAGAAGCUGCACCUCAUGUUUUCACUAAUGGACAAGGUUCCCAGUGGGAUUGAGCCCAUGCUGAAGGACCUAGAAGAGCACAUCAUUAAUGCUGGACUGGCGGACAUGGUCGCUGCCGCUGAAACGAUCACUACCGAUUCUGAGAAGUAUGUGGAGCAGCUGCUGACGUUGUUUAAUCGCUUCAGUAAACUGGUGAAGGAGGCUUUCCAGGAUGACCCGCGCUUCCUCACAGCAAGAGAUAAGGCUUACAAAGCCGUCGUCAACGAUGCAACAAUCUUCAAGCUGGAGCUGCCUCUGAAGCAGAAGGGAGUGGGAAUGAAAACUCAGCCCGAGUCCAAAUGUCCCGAGCUGCUGGCGAACUACUGUGACAUGUUGCUGAGGAAAACGCCCCUCAGCAAGAAACUUACCUCUGAAGAAAUUGAGCUGAAGCUCAAAGAAGUGCUCUUGGUGUUGAAGUACGUCCAGAACAAAGACGUCUUCAUGCGGUACCACAAAGCUCACCUGACGAGGCGCCUUAUUCUGGACAUUUCAGCCGACAGCGAGAUUGAGGAGAACAUGGUGGAGUGGCUGAGGGAAGUAGGAAUGCCUGCUGACUAUGUGAACAAGCUGGCCAGGAUGUUUCAGGACAUCAAGGUUUCAGAGGAUCUCAAUCAGGUCUUCAAGGAGAUGCACAAACACAACAAGCUGGCUCUACCAGCGGACAGCGUGAACAUUAAAAUCCUGAACGCCGGGGCGUGGUCACGGAGCAGCGAGAAGGUUUUCGUCUCGCUGCCGACGGAGCUGGAGGACCUGAUCCCCGAGGUCGAGGACUUCUACAAGAGGAACCACAGCGGUCGGAAACUCCACUGGCAUCACCUCAUGUCCAACGGCAUCAUCACCUUUAAGAACGAGGUGGGCCAGUACGACCUUGAGGUCACGACCUUCCAGCUCGCCGUGCUGUUUGCCUGGAAUCAGAGGCCGAGAGAGAAAAUCAGCUUUGAGAACCUCAAACUGGCCACGGAGCUUCCUGACGCCGAGCUGCGCCGAACGCUUUGGUCUCUGGUUGCGUUUCCUAAACUGAAGAAGCAAGUCCUGUCGUAUGACCCGUCCGUUAGCUCACCCAAAGACUUUACAGAUGCCACGCUCUUCUACGUCAACCAGGAGUUCUCGCUCAUCAAAAACUCCAAAGUUCAGAAGAGAGGGAAGAUCAAUUUGAUUGGUCGGCUGCAGCUCACAACGGAGAGAAUGAGAGAGGAAGAGAAUGAAGGAAUCGUUCAGCUCAGAAUACUCAGAACUCAGGAGGCUAUCAUCCAAAUCAUGAAGAUGAGGAAGCGCAUCAGCAACGCUCAGCUGCAAACGGAGCUGGUGGAAAUCCUGAAAAAUAUGUUUCUGCCUCAGAAGAAGAUGAUAAAGGAGCAGAUCGAGUGGCUCAUCGAACACAAAUAUAUAAAGAGGGACGAAUCGGACAUCAACACCUUCAUCUACAUGGCCUAGGCACCCAGCAACGAGUGCAUUUCCGCUGUUUUUCUUUUACCGCUGGGGCCGCUACCGGCGCUUUGUGAUCCCGAAGAGGAGCCGAACGGAGGGAGAGGCCUGACGAAGGUCGACGGAGGGACGAGGUUGAGCCUUUUCAACAAAAGUGUGGACGUUUUUUCUGUUUGUGUGACGCCGGUGUGUCAUUUAAAGAUGUAGCGUUGAGUCGUUGUUUGUCUUCGCUGCCCUCUAGUGUCCAACGGGGGGAAACGCACGGCACGGCGGGCCUUUUUGCCAGCAGCUCAGCUCAGAAGAAAAACAAAAACAGUUACACACUAAAAAUUAAAUACUUCCUGCCUUACUUUCCUCAGCAGAGAGCUGCAGAAGAGAUGAAGGGUGACGUGUGCAGCGAAGGGAGGACAGUCUUUCGCUUUCUCUUGAGGCCUCGGCUGCCGUCUUUGCGGCGGCCAUCUUGCAUCCCUCCUAUUCGCUAUCGCUCUUGUUGAAACUCAGAAUAAUUGCGAGUGAAAGUUGCCGACUGGGAGGAGCGGAGACUGCGACAGGACUAGUUCAGAGAACCGAGGAGUAUUUUUUGCCAAAUUGUGUGUGUUUGUGUCGCGUGGGUGUUGCGUGUGUUUGGGUGCAUGACGUGUACGAGUUCUUUUAUGUGUGUGUAUCUCUAUGUGCACUUUCAACAGCAUGCUGCUCUAUGAUUAUUGUUAUUAUUUUGUUUUUUCCAUCAACGGAAAAACGAUCACACUUUGUGAUGGAGGUGAUUGAGAACCGAGGAUCUGCCGCCGUUACAAAGUCGAUUUUUGAUUAUCUGACUCUGCCAUGUGAUUGCAGUUAAACAGUUUAUAUUUUUAGUCCAUUGCUGAACCGUUAUCACACUGCAAACUAUUUAUUUGGUGUGUAUGAACCAAUGAUCUCGACAUUAUGAAAUUAAAUUCCAAGCCGGACAAAGUGAAA